AUGGCGAGUCUGUUUAUCAAUGGUUUAUAUUAAAUAUAAAUUUUACAAAAUGGCGUCGUUAGUACAGAAUAAUAAUGAGCAUUCACUGACGUCACCGGAGCAAAAAUGCACCGGUGAUUUUGGCGCGCUUGUGGGUGACAAAAGUCCGUAGCUUCCAGGAACCACGAACCGCGGACUUUGGAAAGUCUAGUUUCAAAAUUGUGUUCGGCUUUGUUCUAAUUUUGGAUAUUUUAAUAAUAAGGAGCAAUUCACACAAACGUUCAGAAAUAUAUCGCAGUCGUCAAAGAAAUCGCCAUAUCAGCGGAAUGACGAAAUAAACAAAAAUUUCCGAACACAAUUUUUUAAAACAACUAUUUUACUGUAUAAAAAUGAUAUUUUCAUAAAUAUAUCGUAAAACCAGCAGGAACAUAACUCAAAAGCGUAAAGGUACCGCGACUUAAUAUUUUCCCGAAUAAUUCUUGCAUUAUUUUAUUGUUUGUCAAUUUUACAACUUUACCAUAUUUUGCAUGCACUGGAGAACAUUUGGUGAAAAUUUGAUGAAAAUCGGACUGAUAUUGAGCGCGCAGUAGCGAUUUUCCGCAAAACGCCAAAAAGGGUGUGCUGUAACCUUAAAAGCCAACAGAGUAAAAGUAACUUCACUUCAGACAAUAAUAUUGCUCCAAUUAUAAAUUCUGAAUCAAUUAAUGUCGGACCUACAGCUAAUUCAACUAAGAUCGAUAGUACUGCCACGAUUCCUAUAUGCAAACAUGGUCCAAAGCGGUCUUGUGCUCAAUUACGGUCAACAGUAACCUGUCAACAAAAUACCAACCCUCCCGGAGUAGCUCAGCUUUGUCCUGUUAGCAGUAACAAGCCAAAUAACAAGUUAACGCUCCAGGCCUAUCAUAACUCUAACAAACACGUUACCCAGCAAAUCGAAGAUGCACCAGGAAUAAAUAAGGGUCAACAGAAUCGUUAUAAAGUAUGUAAAUCCACCUCCGAUCGUAAAUUAGAAACUCCCAAGGCCAAUCCUGAAGUAAUUAAAAUUGGAUCGAUUGCUAAUACAACCAAACCCCUUAGCGUAGGCGUUGGUUCUGCUAAACAUGAAUCAAAGCAGUAUUACGCUCAUCAUUACAACUUAGUCAGUCCUGUAAAACAAAGUAAUUUCCAUCAACAUUCCCAAGCUAUUUUUCGCCCACAAUCAAAUGUCAGUUGUGAGAAGCCAAAACCGGGAAACGAACAGAAUGUACAACAUAUUUCAAACCUUAGUUGUGCUAAUACUGGCGAAAGUCAGUUGGUAUCAAGUGGGACCGGAUCUUUGAAAUGGUUGGACCGCCUACCUCCGGUUGAAACGCCUAACGCGACAGGUAGUAAACCUAUGCAUACAUCUCGAAGUGGGGCCGAACCCCUCGAUUGGAUAGGACGGUCGCCUCUACUUGUUAAUUACUCGACACAUACGCCUCGCUCACGCCAGACUCAAAGGAAUGAAACAGGAAAGAUGAACUGGCAUACGUUUUUUCGGUCGCGAAUCAGCCAGCAGGCAGACUGAUUGAAUUACCUGGAGUUUGUCCAUCGCACAUUGCAAUAAACUUGGAGACUUCUGUCGCAGCUAGUAACAACACUAUAAUCACUCUGGAACGAAACACUAUACCAGUUAGAAUCUCAACGAGAAAUCGUUAACAAAGUCCAAAGCAAAGAAUGCGCAUAAUGACUGCAUACCCGUGAGGAAAACCUUGCGUAGAAGAAACUUGAACAACUUAAUAUCAAUCAAUUGCAACUCACCGAUCGCGAAUGCUACGUCCUACUACAAAAAAGUUCCUUACCCUCUUUGUUCCUUUCUAAUACAAGAUCAUUCGUUAAUAAAAUUGAUGAUCUGGAAGUUGUCAUUAACCAAAACGACGUGGAUAUAGUUUGUAUUACAGAAACUUGGCUGACCAAUAAUAUUUCCAACUCAGUAGUCGACAUUAGUGAUUACACGCUAGUACGAAAAGAUCGAAGCGCUGAUAAACGUGGUGGUGGUGUUAGUACGUACAUCAAAUCAUCAAUUGAUUUCACAACAAUUGACGAACUUAAUUAUUCCCCAUUUGAAUCUCUUUGGGUAUACCUCCGCCGGAACAGACUCCCACGAGGCUUUACUUGCCUAAUUAUCGGUGUUAUAUACCACCCACCACAAGACGAUGAUGCUACUUUUACGGAUCACCUAAUUUCAUCAUUGGAUGCUGCUUUGAACAAAUAUCCUAAUGCUGGAAUUAUGUUGGUUGGCGAUUUUAAUCGUUUAAAUUACCGAUAUAUUAGUAACCAUUUUAACCUGCAACAAACCGUUAAAAAUCCAACACGCGGUGCUGCAAUCCUCGACCUAAUUUUCACCAACCUGUUUCACCAUUAUAACACUCCUCAAAUUCUACCCGGAAUCGGCUUAAGUGACCAUAACUCCUUACUUAUUCGCCCUUUAAGGAGAACUCACAAAACGAAAGUAGAAUCAAUUUUUAGAAGGAAUGUAAAGCCAAGCAUGAAGGCCUGUUUUGGAAGAUGGUUAGCAUCUACUGAUUGGUCAUUCCUUGAAACACUAUCAAACUGUACGAAAAAACUCGCUGCUUUCCAAUCUUUGCUAAAUUUUGCUAUUGAAAUUUCUUCCCACUCCGAAAAAUCAAACAACACCCAACAGACAGGCCUUGGAUUACUCCUGAACUGA
Paramuricea clavata is the source of this 2668-nucleotide messenger RNA. Lineage: Eukaryota; Metazoa; Cnidaria; Anthozoa; Malacalcyonacea; Plexauridae. The record is from the annotation of a GenBank genome assembly.